This is a messenger RNA of Tachysurus vachellii, 1523 nucleotides long. RefSeq names its product eukaryotic translation initiation factor 4A3 (gene eif4a3). The record is from RefSeq and is a predicted model, not a curated record. NCBI's taxonomy places the organism in Eukaryota, Metazoa, Chordata, Actinopteri, Siluriformes, Bagridae. The transcript has 12 exons. Gene Ontology annotation, molecular function: mRNA binding; ATP binding; RNA helicase activity. Gene Ontology annotation, cellular component: nucleolus; catalytic step 2 spliceosome. The coding region runs from base 133 to 1353 and encodes 406 amino acids.
GUACUUUGUGCGUCACUUCCGUGAUACUUACACGCGGGGUUUCCUUUUCUCAGGCUUCUGCGUGUUUAUCGCGGACCAGCGCGUUUUAUAUCAUUUAUAUUUAUUAAAGUUUAACAGCUUCGUUUCACAGUCAUGGCAGCGGCACCUGUAAGUGGGAGGAAGCGACUCCUGAAGGAAGAAGAUAUGACUAAAGUGGAGUUUGAGACCAGUGAGGAGGUCGAUGUGACGCCGACGUUUGAUACGAUGGGCCUGAGGGAGGAUUUACUCCGUGGGAUCUACGCUUACGGUUUUGAAAAACCAUCAGCUAUUCAGCAGAGAGCCAUUAAACAGAUCAUAAAGGGGAGAGAUGUCAUUGCUCAGUCACAGUCUGGUACUGGAAAAACAGCCACAUUUUGUGUAUCAGUGCUGCAGUGUCUGGACAUUCAGGUGCGUGAGACCCAGGCGCUAAUUUUGGCUCCAACCAGAGAGUUGGCUGGGCAAAUUCAAAAGGUUCUCCUUGCUCUGGGUGACUACAUGAACGUCCAGUGCCAUGCCUGUAUAGGUGGCACGAAUGUGGGUGAGGACAUCAGGAAACUUGACUAUGGCCAACAUGUUGUAGCAGGAACCCCGGGCAGAGUUUUUGAUAUGAUCCGUCGGAGAAGUCUGAGGACACGUGCCAUCAAGAUGUUGGUUCUGGAUGAAGCUGAUGAAAUGCUUAACAAAGGUUUCAAGGAGCAGAUUUAUGAUGUCUACCGAUACCUGCCUCCUGCUACUCAGGUGGUUCUAAUCAGUGCCACCUUACCACAUGAGAUCCUGGAGAUGACCAACAAAUUCAUGACAGACCCCAUUCGCAUCUUGGUCAAGCGUGAUGAGUUGACACUGGAGGGCAUAAAGCAGUUCUUUGUGGCUGUGGAGAGAGAAGAGUGGAAGUUCGACACACUGUGUGAUCUGUACGACACACUGACCAUCACGCAAGCCGUCAUCUUCUGCAACACCAAGCGAAAGGUGGACUGGCUGACUGAAAAGAUGAGGGAGGCAAAUUUCACCGUGGCCUCUAUGCAUGGAGACAUGCCCCAGAAAGAAAGAGAGUCCAUUAUGAAGGAGUUCCGAUCUGGAGCAAGCCGAGUGCUGAUCUCGACAGAUGUGUGGGCUAGAGGGUUGGACGUACCACAGGUCUCUCUUAUCAUCAACUACGAUCUGCCCAACAACAGAGAAUUGUACAUCCACAGAAUUGGACGAUCAGGUCGUUAUGGCCGUAAGGGUGUGGCCAUCAACUUUGUAAAGAACGACGACAUCCGUAUCCUCCGUGAUAUUGAGCAGUACUAUUCCACACAGAUUGAUGAAAUGCCAAUGAACGUGGCUGAUCUGAUCUGAAGCUUUUAUGGAAGUGACACACAGGAUCCAAACCCUUUUAAUUUACAGUUCUUUUUGUUUUUCUUUUUUAUUUACUGUUGUCUGUUAAUGUAGCACAAGUUACUAGUUGUUGAUGGAUGAGCUGCUCCAAGUAGCUAUUCAGUUUGUAAAUAAAGAAUCUUUGUUGGAAA